Messenger RNA from Kwoniella botswanensis, 2493 nucleotides. RefSeq lists its product as uncharacterized. Gene Ontology annotation, biological process: TORC2 signaling. The transcript has 10 exons. The record is from RefSeq and is a predicted model, not a curated record. Gene Ontology annotation, molecular function: phosphatidylinositol-4,5-bisphosphate binding. Gene Ontology annotation, cellular component: cytoplasm; TORC2 complex; plasma membrane. Lineage: Eukaryota; Fungi; Basidiomycota; Tremellomycetes; Tremellales; Cryptococcaceae. The coding region runs from base 1 to 2493 and encodes 830 amino acids.
AUGGCGAUGAUAUCUGAUGUCGACUACAUCUUACAAGCUGUUCGCCUAUCUUCACUACGAAUCACCGAUGAUCCACUUACACCACGUAUAAUCUCUUUGGACCCUUCCUUCGCCUUGAACCCAUACAUUAACGCAUCUGGAUUAUCCGACAUUGAUAGAUGGCCAGAGAUCAAGAGAGCCUUGGACUCACCACCACCUGAACCAUCUUACCUGUCCUCUGAAAAUGGCUAUCCUAGGCGCAAUCUCAGAGAUAACUCUGGAGGGGGAGGAGGGGGGUUGAACUAUACUCAAACUAUAAUGGGAGGUAAAUCAGGAGGGGCAGGGAUGAGAGUAUCAGGUCGUAAUGAGACCAAACGUGGUAACGGCCAAAGUAGAAGUAAUCAUAGGGCAAAUUCAACUUCCCUAGUCACGGAUAUGCCUCUGUCACCUUCUCAAGGACAAGACAGAACUCCAACAACCAAUAUGAGACUUCCCACGAUGGAUAAUGGGUUCUUCUCGCCUUCCGGACGGCCUCGUGCUGAUUCAGCUCCUGCUCCGGGAUUGUUGGGUGUUCCACCUGGAGGAGUAGGACCGAACUCUAUACUGAACGGAGCAAGCAUGUUAACCUCUGGAAGGGGGUUAGGGGUAACUCAAAACGUUGGUGUAUUGGAACAAGCUUUAAGUACGAGCGAAGCUUCCAAUGAAGAUCCAGGACAUAUCACACCCGGAGCUGCGGGUAUGGGAAUGGAGGUAGACCAAAGUUCGAUGGGUCAAAAUGGGGCUUCGCAAUUGGCUGUAACUGGUAUAACGACAGGUGGAGUGGAUAGGAUGGUAGGAGCACUAGUGGACGAAGGAAGUGAUGUGGAUGAAGAUGAAGCUGCCGAAGCUGAGGGUAUGGGACGUACUCAAGCUCAAGCACAGCGUGAUUCUAGCGCAUUACCAACAGACUCAAGAAGAGUGUCUGUAGAUACGCUCAACAGUGAAAAAUUGGAUUUCACCCCUAUACCUAUCCAACAAAACGGUCCAGCCGCAACAUCCUCUUCAUCACCGCCGGUUCAAUCUUCCGCAUUAACAGCUGCUUUGAACAAAUACGUUCCACAUCUCGUAUCGACCUCAUCGACCUCAUCCCCUCCUCCAUUCAUAGAAGAAGGUCCACCGCCAAAUCCGUUCACUUCUUUAUACGCCACAGUGGCUGCGCCACCGGGUGCACCCUCUUUAUCGCUAGAAAUGUAUUUCCCACAUUCCAAAAAGCCAACAGAUCCUAUUAUUGCCAAAGUCCGAAAAGACGCUACGGUGGAGGAAGUGACAGGAUUCGGAUUGUACAAGUACUGGGAAGAUGGUAGAUUGCCUUUGUUGAGCGAAGAGGAGAACGAAGUCAAGUGGAGUGCAGUAGGCUGGGGAUUAAGGAUCGUGGAGGAUGAUGGUGAAGUGGAUGAAGAUUUCCCUCCGCUUGAUCGAGAAAGUCAGAUAUCCAAAUUCUCCUACGGUCAAUUCGCUAUCGUCGAAGCAACCGAAGAACAGAUUCGUCAAAAUGCUGCUAAAGCACCUAAUAUCCAAAGAAGACCUUCACGUAUCUUAGCUGCACCCACUCCACGACCAUCUAGACCACCCACUCAGCCAUUUUCUCGAGGAGCUACUCUGACUGUUCCCUCCACCAUGCAAGCCACAAGCUCGGCAUCCUCAUUCUCCUCAAAUGAACAAACUCCACUGGGCUCGAUCGCUGGACCUGGUUUGAGUACGACAGCAACCGCUAUGAAAGGUAGCGUAGGCUUAAGCUCGACUAGUAGCGAGAUUGUAAGGUUGAAAAUCAGAGUUACGGCUAGUGCGGAUGUUCAUUUUACCACUACUAUCAAUGUUCCAUCCGAUAUGUAUAUCGCCGAUCUGACCGAAGUCUUAUGCAAAAAGAAGAGAUUACAGAUGCCAGUUACAGACUGGGUAUUAUGUCUUGCAGAUUUAACUCUGGCUAUACCCCUCGAUAGGACUGUUGCAAGUCUGGAGGGUAGAACGGAUCUGGCUCUGGUGAAGAGACAAUGGGCAACCGAGCACGGCUUGAGAAUCGAUGAUAGACGAGGUGGUGAUCCGAGUGCAUCUAUAUUUAAGAGACAAUCGGAACCUGCUCCUAUGCAACGAUUCGGACCUGGUCUCGCAGAUUUCUCUCAAACAUAUAAGAAAUAUACGGUACAGAGGAAAAUUGCUAUCGGACGACAUGAGAGAGUUUUGGCGAUUGAUGGUGAUUACAUACACAUCAUGCCAUCCGAAUCAAGGGCGUUUUUCGACUCGAUGAAAACGACUUCUUUCCACAUUACGCUCGUCGCAUCGUGUAAGCUCACCGGACGAGCAGGAGGGUUCAAGAUCAACGUUUGGAGGGAAGGAGCUCAGAAAAGGUACGAGUUUGAAGCUGAGAAUCAGAGGCAGGCGACGGAUAUCGUCUCUACGAUAAGACAAUUGAUGAAAUCGUAUUCCUCUGAACGGAAUUCAAUCUUACCCCCUCCAAGACCAUCUUCGAAGAGAUGA